AUUCAACCUAACUUUAACUGACAAACACGAAAUUGCAUGGGUUAGGAAUUUUGACAAAACCAAUCUAUGUUUUUUUCAAAACUUUAACAAUUAAAACAUGGCUGCUGUAAAAUUUGGAAAACAUUUGAAAGAGUUGAGAAUUCUCCUAUGCCAAACGUCCAAAUCUAGUCAAGGCGUUAGAGAUUUCAUCGAGCAACAGUAUGUGCCGUUGAAGAAAAACAAUCCAAGAUUUCCCGUUUUGGUUAGGGAGUGUUCGUCGAUCGAACCGAAACUGUACGCACGUUAUGAAUAUGGUGUAGAACGUUGUGUGCCUUUGUCAAAUCUGAAAUCUGAAGAGAUACUUGGGAGAAUUCGAGAGUUAGCAUCUCAAAAAUAAAUAUGUUUAUGUUAAAAAUAUGUAUCAUAAUAUGUAUAGUGUUUUAAUAAAAUAGUUAUAUCA
Molecule: messenger RNA, 439 nt
Organism: Linepithema humile (Argentine ant)
Lineage: Eukaryota; Metazoa; Arthropoda; Insecta; Hymenoptera; Formicidae
Gene: ND-B8
Product: NADH dehydrogenase (ubiquinone) B8 subunit
Source: RefSeq, a predicted model, not a curated record